AUGGGUAGAACACGUAAGACAUCCGGAGCAGAUAAGAAGAAUGAGAACAACGGUAUAUUAAGCGAAAGUUUGACAUCAACGCCGGUACCUGAUACUACCACUAUGUUAUCCACAAUUAAUCCAACUAAUAUAACUGAACAAGACAUAUUGUCAGCACAGAAUAAUAAUGAUUUAAUGAAAAUAAUUCAUGCAUUAACCAACACAAAGCAAGAUGAAAUAUUCACGAACUAUAAGAAGAAAACAGAACUUCAAUUACAACAAAAGAACCUGUUGAUCAAUGACAUGCAACAAGAGUUGAAUAACAAACAAAAAAUAAUUGACAAGUUGUUAGAAGAGAAGCCAGGGAACGAUCUGUUACAGACUCCGAUGAAAAAACCCAGAAGCAACACACAAAACAUGUAUGUAUCGCCAAUCAGAAGGAAAAAAACAUCCAAGCAAGAGCAGGAGGUAAUAAACCAGGAUCAAUUAUCGAAGGAAUUAGAAACAAUAGGCAUAACGUUAGACAUGUUGGAGUUAUUGACUGGGUUAAGAAUAAUUAACUACGAGGAGGAUGAUUCGAAGUUCCAUUUUGAUCUCAAGCAAACGUCGACAAAUGGAAGUGGAACAGAGUUAACCAUUGAUUAUAGAUUAAUUAUCUCCAAAGAAUUUACAUCAACUGCAGAAAUCAACUACGUACCUACUUUUUUGAAUGAAUUGGGAGACAACGAUAGCGAAACCGAUGACAUAGACGUGGAUGAUGAGAUCCUUGAUGCCAAACAUAAUGCAAAAAUGUUAUUGGACUUGUUGCCAGAUUACUUCUGCGACAAUUUAACAUUUCCCUACAAUACGCUUUCCCAGUUCUACACCAAAAUGAACAGGGCCUUGAACAAAGGGGCCAAAAGCUAA
Debaryomyces fabryi is the source of this 885-nucleotide messenger RNA. RefSeq lists its product as uncharacterized. The transcript has a single exon. Gene Ontology annotation, biological process: attachment of mitotic spindle microtubules to kinetochore; homologous chromosome segregation; meiotic sister chromatid segregation. Gene Ontology annotation, molecular function: protein binding; microtubule site clamp. Lineage: Eukaryota; Fungi; Ascomycota; Pichiomycetes; Serinales; Debaryomycetaceae. Bases 1 to 885 code for a protein of 294 amino acids. The record is from RefSeq and is a predicted model, not a curated record. Gene Ontology annotation, cellular component: monopolin complex; chromosome, centromeric core domain; mitotic spindle.